AUGUUCCUUCUCCCCUGUCUCAAUACCCAGGUUUUGAUUCAUUUGGGGGUCAGGAAGAUACCGCGUGCUCAUGUCAUGAAGAGGUGGACUAUAGAUGCCCGAGACAACUUGCCGCUGCACCUCCUCCAUUAUCAAAAAGAUCAAGGGCCUCCGCGGUUGUCAUCAUACAGACAUACGGCGCUACACCUCACUGCCCUCGAGUUUGUGCAGCUUGGUGAUAGCAACGUUGAUGCGUUCGAUAGAGCAAUUGACAUUUUGAAUGCAGGCAAGGCGGAGCUGUCAGUUCUGGCAGCGACCAAGGAUGGCAAAAGUUUGGUGGACCAAACUCAGGUUGGUGACUCAGCCAGUCCGACGCAUGCUCUGGAUGGUGGCGGUUCUCGCGUAGAUGAUAUGUCCUCUGAGAUGUUCGUCUCCACCGAGUGUGGUCUUAGCUCUGUUUCUGGGGGUGCUGGGUCUAGUAGUUCAUUGUCGAUGCUGCUAGCGCCGGAUAGGAAGAAGCAAAAGGGCAGACCGACUACGGCGAGGGACAAGCCUGGAUACGAGGUCCAAGACAAACGUUCAAGGUUCUGUACGGUUUGUAGGGAGAAGGGGCACAAGAGCACGACGUGCCCCCGCAGGGGUGAUCUUCCAAAGAAGCCUCGCAAAAUUCCUACAUGUGGCAAUUGUGGUGUUGCUGGGCACAAGAAAACAAGUUGUUUCAACCCGGUGUUGCCGUUUGUGAAGAGUCCUCGAGACGGACCAGUCGAGUGA
This is a messenger RNA of Triticum turgidum subsp. durum (durum wheat), 750 nucleotides long. The record is from the annotation of a GenBank genome assembly. NCBI's taxonomy places the organism in Eukaryota, Viridiplantae, Streptophyta, Magnoliopsida, Poales, Poaceae.